GGGAGAGACUUCUCAUGUUCAGCAAAAUCUUUUAAAAGGACCCUUAAUCCCCAGCACCUCGCUGCUCAUUUCAACCCAUCUUCAGUCUAUCAUCUGAAAUACCACACCUGAAAAAUACGCACGAUGUACAUCCUCUCUACAUCCCUCCUCGCCCUCGCGAGCCUGCACCUGGCAGCCGCAGCUCCAGAACCUGCCCACCCGGCCGGCGCCCGCAUAACCGCGGCCCCGAUCCCCAAGCUCUUCCGCCGCCAAAUCGACGAAUGCCCACCAGGCCCCUACACCAUGUGUGACGACGGCUAUGGCUGCUGCGAGAUUGGCGCCCCCUGCACGACGAUCCGCGGCGAGGCCGCCUGCGACACGGGCGAGUGCAACGGCGUCCCCUGCGGCGAGGCGGGUCUGUGCUGUGACGCGCUCUGCACGAGCUCGGCUGGUGGGUACAUUUGCCUGCACACUACUCCUGGGCUCGAUUUCGAUGAUUUCACCACCGAUCUCGAUGACUUUACCGAUACGGAUGCCCUUACCUCUGACUUCCCGACUCUGACGCUUGACGACGAGACGACCUCGACGAGGUCUCUGACCGCGUCUCCUACAAGCGAUGAUGAAGACACCGACACGACUGCCCUGGAUGAUGACGAGACAACAACCGAGGCUCCCACUUCAACAGCCGGCUUCGACUUUGGCGACGAGGACAGCGUCGAUGAUCAGACUGGUACCAGCGAGCCGACCGCGACCGGAGGCUCGGAUCUCAAUCUGGACGAUAUCAACGAUAUGCUUAAUGAGGCGUCGGAUGAGAUCACGGGUGAUAACAACGAGGAUGGGGCUGGUAUCGUUUCUCCGAAUGGAGUUUUGGCUGUCUGGGUUCUUGCUGCGAUCGGAGGUGGGAUGCUACUUCUUCGUUAGGGUCGAUGCCUGAGAGAGAAUCUUAGUUGGUGUUUUGGGUGUGCGGUGUAUGUGGUAAUAAUAAAAUGCUUUCCUUGAUUGCGGU
This is a messenger RNA of Aspergillus calidoustus, 985 nucleotides long. Lineage: Eukaryota; Fungi; Ascomycota; Eurotiomycetes; Eurotiales; Aspergillaceae. The record is from the annotation of a GenBank genome assembly.